AAUCCAAAACCGUUCCAAUUUCAGCAAAAGUAGAACUUGACAUGUUUAGGUAGCCUGUUCCCGCCCCUCCCAUAAUACAAAACCUACCAUUCAUCCCUGAGCUACCAUUCCUGCACUAAUGAGACGCAGUCAAGACCUUUGCUAUGACUGAUAGAUGCCAAAAAAGUAUGUCUUCCAAAUCAACAUUAACGCAACCUUCUUCAGAAACUCCUGUCCAAUUCUUUGACACAAGGCACCUAGCUUCUCGCAUUAUUUUCAUUUUACCCUUUUCACUGCCAUCUGGGGUCGGCAGAUCAUGGCUUCCAAUUGCAGGAGAUAGCUUGAAAAGCAGACAUAGGGAUUUGUUUCUUGAGCUGUUACCAUGGAAGGAAUUGUGGCGAACUUGGUGGAGCAGCAUCAUGGGGUGAGGAGUGAGAACGAGGAAACUAGGGUUGAGAGUGGGGUACACGUGGACAUUGCAGAGACGUCUACAGCCUCAGGUUCAGGGGUUUAUGAUAAUAAUUAUUACCAUUCCAGUUCUCGUAAUGAGGCGAACGCGGAGUCAUCGUCGUCUUACAGGGUGCGGCUUUCUGUUAGGAGACGGUCACAGGAGGUGCAGGAGGAGGCGUGGUCCUGCCUCGUCGUGCUCGUCGCCUUCUGGUUCUUUGCAGCAUCGAUGACAUUGAUUUUGGGCUUCUAUGGAUCUGCUAAACUUGCAUUAGGAUCCAACUACUCACGCCUUGUACAUGCCAAUUCUUUCUUUGUGCAAGAAAUCAGGGUGAAUGGAAACAAGAAACCAGGCCCCAUGCUCCAUGGCUUCACACAGAAGCCUCCAUUGAAUGUCCACAGAACCUGGAAUGAAACACAUCAUAUACUUUUGCAGGCCAAUUACCACCAGGAAUGGAUGGUUUGGUUGAACAGGGGCUCUGUCAUAAAUGUGUCCUACAAUGUUAAGAACGAGGACUUUUCUAGCUUAAUACUUGUACUGGUUGAAGGUAAAACUGGUCUUAAUGAAUGGAUCGAGGAGCCUUCAUACCCCAAUGUAUCUUUGUCAUGGGAUAGUAUACAUGGGAUUGGGUCCAUUGAGCACAAGGUAGAGAAAGAUGAAGAAUAUUACAUUGCCAUUGGAAAUCUCAAUUCACAUAGCAUGGAGGUACACUUGAAUUUUAAAUUUAAUGGCAUUCUCUAUGAUACAACAAAGGCAGAGUACACAUGCUCUUUACAAAAUGAUCUAUGUGGCGUGAAACUUUUCCUUCUUGGCGAUAGUUAUGCUAUUCUCUCUACUCCUGGUCCAAAAGAGAGUGGAGAGAGGGAUGAGUGGUCUGUCAGAUUGUCAUAUGGACCACGGUGGUUAACAUAUCUUGUUGGCUCAGGUGGUUUCACACUUUUGAUUAUGGGUAUCAUAAAAUUUAUUACCAAGUUACAGGCUGGAUCAGGAGAAUCUGAAGUUCGAAGGGAGUAUCUGCCCCCAGAAAGAACUCCCCUGAUAACUCAGAAAGAUGAUGAUGAUGAUUCAAGUUGUGGGUCUUCUUAUGUUUCUGUCUCUGUAGGUGAAGAAGAUGAUGAUGAACUAAAUUUCCCAGGAUCACCAGGAAUUGAAGAUAAUGACAUAAAAUCUCGGAAGAAUAAUGACAUUUACCAGCGUCGUCUGUGUGCGAUUUGUUUUGAUGCUCCAAGAGACAGUUUCUUCCUUCCUUGUGGACAUUGUGUAACUUGUUCUACAUGUGGCAUGAGGAUUUCUGAAGAAACCAACAUGUGUCCAAUAUGUAGGAAGAAGAUUAGGAAGGUGAAAAAAAUAUUUGCCGUCUGACAUGAUGUAAUCUUUCUCCAUUCGGUUUUGUAUAUUGAUCGUGUUCCCUUUUUGUAGUAAUCGAAUUUUUCCCCACCUAUGAGUUUAUUUGAUGUGCCCAACAUCCUGAGGGUUAUUUGAUAUGUUCGACAUAAGAGGCUUGCUUUUUAUUGCUGUUCGUUUGGUAAUUUUUUUAUAUCAUUUCAUGUGUCGAAAAGGAUUCUUGAAAUAUUGCAUGUUAUAUUAUUCAUUAUCUACUGUCGAUUUUGGUAAAUGUAGCUAUGCUUUAAGAGAAUGCAUAGCUCUCGGAAAGCAUGCAGGGCAAUCUUGUAAAAUUUUAAAUAUCUUUUCAGAUAGCAAGUGUACAAAUAAAGAAUGAGAGUUGUGAGA
Molecule: messenger RNA, 2158 nt
Organism: Cryptomeria japonica (Japanese cedar)
Lineage: Eukaryota; Viridiplantae; Streptophyta; Pinopsida; Cupressales; Cupressaceae
Product: E3 ubiquitin-protein ligase APD2
Exons: 10
Coding region: 362-1789 (475 amino acids)
Source: RefSeq, a predicted model, not a curated record